AUGGGGAAGAUGAGCUUUGAUGAGACUUUUCCACCCAUAAGAAUGCAGACAAAAUUGUUGCAUUGCCUGGUGCAGUCCUGUUUCCUUGAGGGUGCACUGGAACGGGAAAAUGUCCAGAAGAGGACGUUUACCAGAUGGAUAAACCUGCAUUUGGGAAAGUGCAAGCCUCCCCUGAAAGUGCGAGACUUGUUUAUUGACAUACAAGAUGGCAAAAUCUUGAUGGCGCUGCUGGAAGUCCUGUCAGGACAAAAGCUGAUGCACGAAUACAAAUCUUCAACCCAUCGCAUUUUUCGUUUGAACAACAUAGCCAAAGCACUUAAGUUCUUGGAGGACAGUAAUGUAAAGCUUGUUAGCAUUGAUGCAGCAGAAAUAGCAGAUGGAAAUUCCUCUCUGGUACUUGGACUAAUAUGGAAUAUAAUCUUGUUUUUUCAGAUCAAGGAGCUGACGGGUAACCUCAACAGGAACUCGUCCUCCUCCAGCCUGUCCUCCGGGCCCAGCGGUCCCGAGUCAGACACGUCCCACCCCAGCACUCCCAGCGUGGAGAGGAGCAUGUCCAUCACAGUGAAGGACCAGCGGAAAGCCAUCAGAGCCCUUUUAAUCUGGGUUCAGAGGAAAACCAGAAAGUACGGUGUUGCAGUUCAGGACUUUGCCAGCAGUUGGAGGAGCGGCCUCGCUUUCUUAGCUGUCAUAAAAGCAAUAGACUGUACUUUGGUGGACAUGAAGCAAGCGCUGGAGAAAUCGGCUCGAGAAAACCUGGAGAAUGCUUUCAGCAUAGCACAGAAUAAGCUGGGUGUUCCUCGGCUCCUCGAACCAGAAGAUAUCAUGGUGGAGUCACCUGAUGAGCAGUCAAUUGUGACAUACGUGGCACAAUUCCUGGAACACUUCCCGGAGCUGGAAGGGGAAGACUUUACAGAUCCUGACAAGGAGCUUCCAAUUGAGUCCACUUAUGUCCGCAUCAAAGACACACCUUCAGAAAAGGAAGGCAAAAUCUUGAUUUUAAGUGAAAGCAAAGAAAACAUGUAUACCGUUAAUCACGAAAGGAGUCAUCCUGCUCCUCCAAAGGUUCAUAUUCAUGACACCCCUGAGAGAAUCCCAUCAGAAACCGUUCCGGAAAAUUGUAAUGGGAAAUUGAGUCAAGUGUUCGGCGACUCACAGGAAAUGUCUGCAGAGGAGCCUCAGAGGCCAACCUCACUGCACAUCACAGGAUCGGUCAGUUUUGAAUCCAGUUCCUCUUGGGAGGUCCUCAGUGACAAAUUCAUGGCAGGUGAAGGGGGCAUAGCUGAUGAUCUGCUGAAGCAGAAUGAUGACCUUUCUCCAGCUGCUCUGAGAGAUCAGAAAAAUUCUGUAGACUCUUUUGAAGACUACUCUGAAGAAUUAACUAAAGAAACCUCUACUGAAUAUGACAACGAAACCAAGAGCCUUUCAGCCAAUACUUCUUCUUUGAGUCCAUUGUCCUGGACUUCAGGUAUACUUACAGAUGAAUCUAUAAAUAGAGCAGAAGAGACCAAACCCCAGACUUCAAUUCUUUUACCAGAAGAUACCUCAAAACAAGAAGAUACGCAAAAGUAUGUUCUUAAUCUUCUGAAUGAGGAAAUACUGAAAACUCCACAAAAUGAACACACGAAGCAAUCGCCUGUCUUUGAGACAAUAGAAACCAACCACUGUUCACUGAAUGGUUCUCAUCUCAAAAGCCAAGAAGUAUCCCCACAGCAUGAAACAUCUGAUGACUCUCUCUCAGACGUACCCAAAAAUACAGAGGACCUGGACAGCUGUGAUGAAGUUGAGCCUUCAGCUGAAGUGCUACCCAGUUCUUCAAAAGUAUCUGUGAUACCCCAUGAUCUCUUUUAUUAUCCACAUUAUAAUGUUCCCAUAUCAGCAGUUCUGAACGCUUACCUUGAGCCUUCUAUUGAAGAUUACGACACUGGAAGUGACAAAGCUUCUUCUGAAACUGCAACAGAUGUUUUACAUGAGAAGGGCUUACCAGAACAGAACUGCAAGGAAGAUGCUCCAGAGCCAGACGUAGGGAAUACCCCAAGUGUGCCUCCAUCAGAAACAGAUACUGAGAACGACAAGGAGGAAAAAGCAGAUAUUAACAGUGACAUGAAUUCUUCCGAUGAAACAGAUGUGCCAUUAACAGCAGAGGAAGAGCUAGAAGUGGAAGAAGAUGACAAAAAGGCCACCAACCAUCAAGAUCCCACUAUUCCCCAACACCUUGAGGCCAUAGACGACCAUCCAGAGGAUUUAGAGACAGCCAUAAAGACACCAGAAAAAAGUAGCAAUGGGGACGAAAAAGGGAAGCACAUGAUCGAAGAAGAAGACUUGCAGAUCUCAGAAGCUGACAAUCCUACUCUGUCUCAAGAUAUACUGGAAGAAAUUGCUGAUUAUCAGGAAUUUACCAGGAAGAAAAAUGACUUGGAAGCAAGCGAGACUCCAGCUCCAACUCCUGAGAUUACGACGACUGUUGAGCAGCCAGAGCUAUUUUACUUCAUUAUUUUGUCCUGGGUGCUGAUCUACUGCCUUUUAGUCCUUCCACAGCUUUUUAGCAACAAAGUUUGA
This is a messenger RNA of Mesitornis unicolor (brown roatelo), 2556 nucleotides long. It is a transcript of the gene CLMN, whose product is annotated as calmin (calponin-like, transmembrane). Bases 1 to 2556 code for a protein of 851 amino acids. The record is from RefSeq and is a predicted model, not a curated record. Gene Ontology annotation, biological process: nuclear migration. The transcript has 11 exons. NCBI's taxonomy places the organism in Eukaryota, Metazoa, Chordata, Aves, Mesitornithiformes, Mesitornithidae. Gene Ontology annotation, molecular function: actin filament binding. Gene Ontology annotation, cellular component: nuclear outer membrane; meiotic nuclear membrane microtubule tethering complex; cytoplasm.